Molecule: messenger RNA, 3582 nt
Organism: Rubroshorea leprosula
Lineage: Eukaryota; Viridiplantae; Streptophyta; Magnoliopsida; Malvales; Dipterocarpaceae
Source: the annotation of a GenBank genome assembly
CCACCGUAACGGCAAAUCUACUUCCCAUGGGCGAAUCUCGAAACGGUGGGAAGAUUUUGGCGGUAAAAUGAUCCUCAACAUCACGACGUGGCGCAUUCCCAUUGGCUCCUAUGGUUCUAAGCGAAAUCCCUCUGGCUGUUUUCCUUACGAUCGAUCUGCUGAAUCUCCACCGUUUCCGGGGUUGCCAGAGCUGCCGCGCCCUUUGAUUUUUGGAUCUACAGAUCAGUGGGAUUUCGAUUACUGGACAUUUGUGUUGUGUAGUUAUACAAUUCUAGCUGCUUUGAAGACUAUGGAAGAGUCGAAGCCUGCAGUUGCAACAUCUGGUGAUUCACAAACGAACAGGAGUGACAGCAAUGCUAUUGAAGCUAGAUUCACUGACUUGUGCAAGAAUGGGUUAUCAUUGCAUGAGAAUGCUUUCAAUGACGCUAUGAAUUUAUUCAAAGAAACCAAAAACCUUCUACCAGCUAAUGUCCUGACAAUUGGAAGUGGAGCAGUGGAAGAAGCUGAGCGGUUUUGGUUUGCAUUUGUACUGUAUUCCAUAAAACGGCUAAGUCAGAAAACAGCAGAAAGUGUGCAGCAGGGUGAUAAUAAGUUUACUUUACACCAGAUACUUAGAGCUGUAAAGCUGAAUAUUGUGGAUUUCUUUAAAGAGCUACCUCAGUUUGUGGUAAAUGCUGGCCCUGUUUUAAGUAACCUUUUUGGUGAAGAUUGGGAGAACAAACUUGAGGUAAAGGAGUUGCAGACAAAUUUUGUUCACUUGAGCCUUUUAAGCCUUUUUAGCAAGUCCUAUAAGCUGGCAUUUUGGGAGUUCUUUGUAACAAGUAACACAAACUUAGACAAGAAUCCAGAUGCCAACUGUGCCACUGAUCCAGUAUUGGAGUACCAUCGAUUUGGGUGGUUGCUGUUUUUGGCACUCCGUGUACAUGCUUUCAGCCGUUCUAUAGACCUAGUGAGGUGCACAAAUGGUUUUGUUUCUAUACUGGCUGUUUUAAUUAUACAUGUUCCCACUCGCUUCAGAAAUUUCAACAUCCGUGACUCUUCACGCUUUGUUAGGAAAGGUGAAAAAGGAGUAGACUUGCUAGCAUCACUUUGCAACAUGUUUGAUGCUUCAGAAGAUGACUUGAGGAAAACAAUGGAGAAAGUUAAUCACUUAAUAGAAGAUAUAUUGAAGAAGGAGCCCAGUGCUGCAUCUGAGUGUAAAACUGAGACCCUAGGAAACAUUGACACAGACGGUUUGAUCUACUUUGAAGGCCUAAUGGAGGAGCCAUCUCUUUCAUCCAGUUUGAAUAUUUUAGAAAAAGAUUAUGAUGAUGCAAUUUGUAACAACAGUGAACUGGAUGAGAGGGUAUUCAUUAAUGACGAUGAUAGCUUACUGGGUUCUGGGAGCUUGUCUGCAGGUGCUGUAAAUGCAUCUGGCAUGAAGAGGAAAUUUGAUUCAUUAGCUUCACCAACAAAGACAAUCUCAAGUCCACUGUCUCCUUAUCAUUCUCCUGCUGCAUCUCAUGCAAAUGGCAUUCCAGCAGCUUCUAAUUCAAGGAUGGCAGCUACACCCAUAAGCACAGCAAUGGCAAUGGCGAAGUGGCUUCGUACUUUCAUUUCUCCACUUCCAUCAGAACCUUCAGCAGAGUUACGGCGUUUUCUGUCCUCUUGUGAUAAGGAUGUCACCAAUGAUGUUACACGUAGGGCACAGAUAAUAUUAGCAGCCAUAUUUCCAAGUAGUGCUCUGAGUGAGCAUUGCGUAGCCAGAAGCCUACAAGGCACAAACCUGAUGGACAAUUUAUGGGCUGAACAAAGGAGAUUGGAAGCUCUCAAGUUAUAUUAUAGGGUUCUGGAAGCAAUGUGUAUGGCAGAGGCUCAAAUUUUACAUGCAACUAAUUUGACCUCUUUGUUAACUAACGAAAGAUUCCAUAGAUGCAUGCUUGCUUGUUCUGCAGAACUAGUGCUAGCGACACAUAAAACUGUCACAAUGUUGUUUCUGGCAGUUCUGGAGAGAACAGGUAUCACAGCUUUUGAUCUUAGCAAGGUGAUAGAGAGUUUCAUUAGACAUGAGGUAUCUCUACCAAGAGAGUUGAGGAGGCAUCUGAAUUCUCUGGAAGAGAGACUUUUGGAGAGCAUGGUGUGGGAGAAAGGAUCUUCUAUGUACAAUUCUUUGAUAGUUGCAAGACCAGCCUUAUCUGGAGAAAUAAAUCAUCUUGGGUUAUUAGCAGAACCAAUGCCAUCUUUGGAUGCAAUUGCCAUGCACAUUAACUUUUCUUCUGGAGGCCUGUCCACUAAUUCUCCUUCACAGAAGUGUGAAACCUCACGUGACCAUGUUGGCAGCUCAAUCUUAGGUCAAAAUGGGGAUACAAGAUCUCCCAAGAGACCAUGCACAGACUUCAGGAGUGUCUUGGUGGAGAGGAACUCUUUUUCAUCACCAGUGAAGGAUCGCCUUCUAGCAUUGACCAAUAAAUCAAAGGCACCCUUGCAAUCUGCAUUUGCCAGUCCAACACGGCCUAACCCAGGUGGUGGAGGGGAAACGUGUGCAGAAACUGGAAUCAAUAUAUUCUUUGGCAAGAUUAAUAAGUUGGCUGCUGUUAGGAUUAAUGGAAUGGUUGAAAGGCUCGAAUUGUCUCAACAGAUAAGGGAAAGUAUCUAUUGUCUUUUUCAACAAAUCCUUAGUCAGCGAACAUCUCUCUUCUUUAACCGUCAUAUUGACCAGAUCAUCCUCUGUUGUUUUUAUGGAGUAGCAAAGAUUUCUCAAUUGAACCUGACUUUUAGAGAAAUUAUCAACAACUUUAGGAAGCAACCACAGUGUAAGCCACAAGUUUUUCGAAGUGUGUUUGUUGACCAGUCAAUACCACAGCAUAAUGGGAGAACUGGGCAGGAACAUGUUGAUAUUAUUACAUUCUACAAUGAAAUAUUUAUCCCCUCUGUGAAGCCUUUGCUGGUAGAAAUUGCUCCUGUUGGGACAAGCACAAAAACUACUCAGAUUCCUGAUGCCAAGAAUGGUAAUGAUGGUCAAUCUCCAGGAUCACCUAAAGUUGCUCCUUUUCCAAGUCUCCCUGAUAUGUCUCCAAAGAAAGUAUCUGCAUCACACAAUGUAUAUGUGUCUCCACUGCGGACAUCCAAGAUGGAUGCUCUAAUCUCACAAAACUCAAAAAGCUUAUAUGCUUGUGUUGGGGAGAGUACUCAUGCAUAUCAAAGCCCUUCAAAGGACCUGACAGCCAUCAACAAUCGCUUAAAUGGUACCCGGAAGGUCAGAGGCACACUCAAUUUUGAUGGUCUCAAUGUUGGCUUGGUUAGUGAUUCAAUGGUUGCCAAUAGCCUUUAUCUUCAGAAUGGUGGCUGCAUGUCAUCUGGUGCAGCACAAAAAUAAGAUUAACCAAAGUUUUAAUUCUGCAUUCUACUUUGUUUGCCUGUGUUGUGUAAAUCCUGGCGCUCCUCCUGUUUUUUCUUCUAGUGCAUCAAACCUGUAUCACAAGGGGUAUUGUAUGCGCGGUAAUUAUUGUAGAAUAUCCGCCACCUCCCCAUGUGCUCAGAGACAUUGAUUGUGUAGUUGUAUCUGCCCUAACAAAUUUAAUUUAAUAAAGUUUGCCUUUUGGU